AUGGCACCCCACCCGGCUGCGUCUAGUGGUGCGGAUCUUGUCCCCAGGGGCCCGACCCCUACAAGUACCACCACGCCUGGGAUGGACAUGGGCGCUGGCGCUGGCGCUGGCGCUGGCCUCGCUGCUGUCGCUGGCUCUGGCUCUGGCUCUGGCCCUCAUGGUACUUGUAGCACGACUCGUCGCCGGCCUCCUCCCUCGCGAACGCUGUUCAACCACUUCCAUCAACGCCCUCGCCCACCGAGCACCAUGUCUGCCCUCCGCCCAAACCAGAGGGAGAAGGCGGCUUCCAAGCACGGCUCGUCUGGCAUCGCCGCUGGACUCGCAAAUGGCAUCGCAAACGGUCUCAUUGACCCCACCAAGCUGGGCAAAUACCCCGUGCUGCUGAGUGAUACCCUCCUCGGCCGCACCCAGAAGGACGUCUUCACCAGCGUACGAUACAACCACAAGCCCCAGCUGUCCUCCGACCAGGCACCUGCCCUCGCGAGGCUCAAACCCGAAACCCCCGGCACCAGAGACAACUUUGAGCUCUCGUACAGCGACGCCGGCGGCACCUAUGGCUACGCUGGAACUCGCUCCACCGACAGUAACCAAUAUGUCCUCUACUUCGACGACGCCAAGAAGGCCUUCAUCCUCGACCGCGUCGACUCGACCUUUAACAUGAACCUCACCCGUACCCCCGAGACCACCGACCCCGAACGCCUGCGUCAACAGCGUCCGCGUUGA
Molecule: messenger RNA, 723 nt
Organism: Verticillium alfalfae VaMs.102
Lineage: Eukaryota; Fungi; Ascomycota; Sordariomycetes; Glomerellales; Plectosphaerellaceae
Exons: 3
Coding region: 1-723 (240 amino acids)
Source: RefSeq, a predicted model, not a curated record